AUGUUCCGCCAGGAGCAGCCGCUGGCCGAGGGCAGCUUCGCGCCCAUGGGCUCCCUGCAGCCGGACGCGGGCAACGCGAGCUGGAACGGGACCGAGGCCCCGGGGGGCGGCGCCCGGGCCACCCCCUACUCCCUGCAGGUGACGCUGACGCUGGUGUGCCUGGCCGGCCUGCUCAUGCUGUUCACGGUGUUCGGUAACGUGCUUGUCAUCAUUGCUGUGUUCACAAGCCGCGCGCUCAAGGCGCCCCAGAAUCUCUUCCUGGUGUCUCUGGCUUCGGCGGACAUCCUGGUGGCCACGCUUGUCAUCCCUUUCUCGCUGGCCAACGAGGUCAUGGGCUACUGGUACUUCGGCAAGGCGUGGUGUGAGAUCUACCUGGCGCUCGACGUGCUCUUCUGCACGUCUUCCAUAGUGCACCUGUGCGCCAUCAGCCUGGAUCGUUACUGGUCCAUCACCCAGGCCAUAGAGUACAACCUGAAACGCACGCCGCGCCGCAUCAAGGCCAUCAUCGUCACGGUGUGGGUCAUCUCGGCCGUCAUCUCCUUCCCCCCGCUCAUUUCCUUCGAGAAGAAGAGAGGCAGGAGUGGCCAGCCGUCCGCCGAACCGCGCUGUGAGAUCAACGACCAGAAGUGGUACGUCAUCUCGUCGAGCAUCGGCUCCUUCUUCGCGCCCUGCCUGAUCAUGAUCCUGGUCUACGUGCGCAUCUACCAGAUCGCCAAGCGCCGCACCCGCGUGCCGCCCAGUCGCCGGGGUCCCGAUGCCACCGCCGCCGAGCUGCCAGGGGGCGCCGAGCGCAGGCCCAACGGCUUGGGCCCGGAGCGCGGCGGCGUGGGCCCCGUGGGCGCCGAGGUCGAGUCGCUGCAGGUGCAGCUCAAUGGUGCCCCGGGGGAGCCCGGGCCCGCAGGGCGGCCGGACGCCGACGCGCUGGACCUAGAGGAGAGCUCCUCGUCUGAGCACGCUGAGCGGCCCCCGGGGUCCCGCAGGUCGGAGCGCGGGCCCCGGGCCAAGGGCAAGGCCCGGGCGAGCCAGGUGAAGCCCGGGGACAGCCUGCCGCGGCGCGGGCCGGGGGCGACGGGGCCGGGGGCACCCGCGGCGGGGCCCGCGGAGGAGCGCUCCGGCGGGGCCGCCAAGGCGUCGCGCUGGCGCGGGCGGCAGAACCGCGAGAAGCGCUUCACCUUCGUGCUGGCGGUGGUCAUCGGCGUGUUCGUGGUGUGCUGGUUCCCCUUCUUCUUCACCUACACGCUCACGGCCAUCGGCUGCCCCGUGCCGCCCACGCUCUUCAAGUUCUUCUUCUGGUUCGGCUACUGCAACAGCUCGCUGAACCCGGUCAUAUACACCAUCUUCAAUCACGACUUCCGCCGCGCCUUCAAGAAGAUCCUCUGCCGGGGGGACAGGAAGCGGAUCGUGUGA
Budorcas taxicolor (takin) is the source of this 1407-nucleotide messenger RNA. It is a transcript of the gene ADRA2A, whose product is annotated as adrenoceptor alpha 2A. The transcript has a single exon. The record is from RefSeq and is a predicted model, not a curated record. NCBI's taxonomy places the organism in Eukaryota, Metazoa, Chordata, Mammalia, Artiodactyla, Bovidae. Gene Ontology annotation, biological process: platelet activation; adenylate cyclase-activating adrenergic receptor signaling pathway; regulation of vasoconstriction. Gene Ontology annotation, cellular component: membrane. Bases 1 to 1407 code for a protein of 468 amino acids. Gene Ontology annotation, molecular function: alpha2-adrenergic receptor activity.